Molecule: messenger RNA, 684 nt
Organism: Serinus canaria (Common canary)
Lineage: Eukaryota; Metazoa; Chordata; Aves; Passeriformes; Fringillidae
Product: metabotropic glutamate receptor 6-like
Exons: 3
Coding region: 1-570 (189 amino acids)
Biological process (GO): regulation of synaptic transmission, glutamatergic; G protein-coupled glutamate receptor signaling pathway
Cellular component (GO): membrane
Molecular function (GO): adenylate cyclase inhibiting G protein-coupled glutamate receptor activity
Source: RefSeq, a predicted model, not a curated record
AUGCCUCAAAUAGCGGGGCUCAGAUACCGGAAGCGCUCGGUGACACCGCCACGCUUCAUCAGCCCCACCUCGCAGCUGGUCAUCACCUUCACGCUCAGCGGGCUGCAGCUGGUGGCCGCGGCCACCUGGCUGCUGGUCCGGCCACCCCACGCCCUCAUCGACUACGAGAUGGGCCGGACCCCCGACCCCGAGGCGGCGCGGGGGGUCCUGCGCUGUGACAUGGCCGAGGGGGCCACGCUGGCCUGCCUGGCCUACGCCCUGCUGCUGAUGCUCACCUGCACCGUGUACGCCGUCAAAGCGCGCGGCGUCCCCGAGACCUUCAACGAGGCCAAGCCCAUCGGCUUUGCCAUGUACACCACCUGCGUGGUGUGGCUCGCCUUCGGACCCAUCUUCUUCGGCGCCGCCCAGUCGGCAGAGAGGGUGCACGUGCAGACGGCCACGCUGACGGUGUCCAUGUCGCUGUCGGCCUCGGUGCCCCUGGGGCUCCUCUACGCCCCCAAGGUCUACGUGAUCCUGCUGCACCCCGAGCGCAACCAGCCCAAGCGGCGCGGUGCCGACCCCCCCCCAUAGGGACCCACGGAUUGGGGGACCCCCGGCACCCCAAAACCCCUGACCCCGAGAGCCCCCUCCCCACAACAAAGCUGCUCCUGCAAACCCCCAGAAGUGGUUUUUUUUUGGGGUGAG